Molecule: messenger RNA, 1010 nt
Organism: Poecilia reticulata (guppy)
Lineage: Eukaryota; Metazoa; Chordata; Actinopteri; Cyprinodontiformes; Poeciliidae
Biological process (GO): phospholipase C-activating G protein-coupled receptor signaling pathway; positive regulation of Rho protein signal transduction
Cellular component (GO): plasma membrane
Molecular function (GO): lysophosphatidic acid receptor activity
Source: RefSeq, a predicted model, not a curated record
GUCACCAAUACAUAUAGAGUCCUGGUCCAAUUCUCUGACAGUCAGAACCAGAAAGACGAGACAUUCAGGAGAGAAACCAGAGGAAAGAUCCAAACUAACGGGCCAUGUCUCUCAACGCUUCGUUGUCUCUUAAUGUCCUUCCUGUCCCCUCAACCUCCAACUCGUCUGACGUUCCCUUUUUCAUGACCUGUCGACUCUCAGUGGCCACGAGAGUGAUAUUCAUGGUUUACAGCAGCAUCAACUCUCUGCUGCUCCUCCCUCUCUACGUCUUCGUUCUCUACAUGGAGAUCCGGCGCUGGAGACGUCAGCACUCUGCCGGGGCGACACUGAGCCCCUCCGACUUCUUCACCCUCCAGAUGAUGAUCCUAGAGAUCAUUUGCGUUAUUGGAUCUGUCCUUUUCACGUCAAGCUUUUACAGGGAAAGUCAGAUUCUGCUCUUUCUGGGKGUAUUUUUAUUCUGUAUCAUUUUACCAGGACAAACAUUUUUACAUGUCCUGACCUGCGCUGACCGCUACCUCGCUGUUGUUCACCCCAUCGCCUACAUGCGCAGUAAGGAAACCCACAGGGUCAAAAUUAGAGUCAUCAGCAGCGCUUCGGUUUGGCUGCUGUGUUUGGGAUGGAUGAAGGUGCUACAGGUGAACUUGCCAGACUUUCCCUCUGUUCCUUUUUUCCUUAUUUUAGUUCUCACCGUAAGUGUGAUGGUUUUCUUCUGCUGUUCUGUCCUCYGGGCUCUAACUCGCCCAGCGUCAGCGGAGGCGGGCGAUCAGAAAAGACAGGCUGACCAAACCAAACGCAGAGCUUUUCACAUGAUCCUGGCCAUAACCGUCACUCUAGUGCUGAGAUUUGCUGGGCUCCUGGUGGGUUUUGGGUUAAAACACGUGCUCUUUCUGGAUCCCAGGAGGUUGUGCGGAUUCCUGGAUUCAGGAAUCUUCCUGACGUUUCCCAGUAGUCUGGUUCUACCGCUCCUGUUUCUGCACAGAGCGGGAAAACUAACCAGCUGUAUAAACUAG